Molecule: messenger RNA, 1479 nt
Organism: Xenopus tropicalis (tropical clawed frog)
Lineage: Eukaryota; Metazoa; Chordata; Amphibia; Anura; Pipidae
Source: RefSeq, a predicted model, not a curated record
AAGCGGUAGUGACAAGGGUCACCAAAACCAUCAGUGCAACUGAAGUCCAAGAGAACUGAUACAGGUAAAAUUUCUGCUGCAACAGAAAACAUGGCAGAAGGUUCCAAGGUAUUUAAGAAGUCCAGCGCUGAUGGCAAGCUGUCCAUCUAUCUAGCAAAGCGGGACUAUGUGGACCAUGUGGACCAUGUUGAACCUGUAGAUGGAAUGAUUCUAAUUGACCCUGAAUAUCAAAAGGACAAGAAAGUCUUUGUGACUCUCACAUGUACUUUCCGUUAUGGACGUGAUGACCAUGAGCUCAUUGGCUUGAGCUUUAAGAAGGAUCUGUACUUUCUGCAUUGUCAGGUGUACCCCCCAUUGCCUGAAGAUAAAAAGGCCCUCACUCCGCUACAGGAAAAGUUAGCUAAAAAGCUGGGACAGAAUGCAUUUCCCUUCUGUUUUAAUAUGGCCACAGAUUUGCCAUGCUCAGUGACACUUCAGCCUGGACCAGAGGAUACUGGGAAGAAAUGUGGAGUUGAUUUUGAAGUGAAAGGUUUCUGUGCAGAAAAUGUGGAAGAGAAAGUACCCAGAAAAAACAGUGUGCAGCUCAUCAUCAGGAAAGUGCAGUUUGCUCCAGAAGCCACAGGACCUGCCCCAUGUGUCCAAACAACACGGCAGUUCAUGAUGUCAGACCGACCACUACAGUUGGAGGCUUCUCUGAACAAAGAGAUAUAUUACCAUGGGGAACCCAUUGGUGUCAAUGUAAAAAUUACCAACAACACCAGCAAGAUUGUGAAAAAGAUUAAAAUCACAGUGGAACAGUUGACAGAUGUGGUUCUUUAUUCACUGGACAAGUACACCAAAAUUGUAUGCUGUGAGGAGAUGAAUGACACAGUAGCAGCAAAUGGCACUUUCUCUGGGUCUUAUUCUGUGACACCGCUUUUGGCCAACAACAGGGAGAAACGUGGACUGGCUCUAGAUGGCAAACUGAAACACGGUGACACCAACCUUGCAUCAUCUACAAUCCUACGGCCUGGCAUGGACAAAGAGGUGUUGGGAAUGCUGGUGUCGUAUAAAGUCCGAGUAAACCUGGUGGUGGCCAGAGGAGGAAUUCUGGGUGACCUGACAUCAAGUGAUGUGCUGGUAGAUCUGCCACUUACACUGAUGCAUCCCAAACCAUCUCCGGACCAGACAAACAUUGAGGAUGUGGUGAUAGAGGAAUUUGCCCGGCAAAAGCUUCAGGGAGCAGAGGGUGAAGAUGACAAGGAAGAUGCAUAAAGUGAAAGCAGCAGUUGAGAAGCUGACAAUGCAGAUUGUAGAAUAUUGCACUGUACUCUAACACUAGUCUUUCCCUGGCAUAUAACCUUGUGAGUGUGUGAGUUGGUUACUGGUCCAUACAUAUGCAUCCUUGUUUACAUGUGGUAUGAGAUGUGGUCUUUAGCUCUGACAAACAUUACCAGACUAAUUCUUAAAAAUAAACAAUAAAUGGAAAUUCUUGCUAUA